This is a messenger RNA of Daktulosphaira vitifoliae (grape phylloxera), 1160 nucleotides long. RefSeq lists its product as uncharacterized. NCBI's taxonomy places the organism in Eukaryota, Metazoa, Arthropoda, Insecta, Hemiptera, Phylloxeridae. The transcript has 4 exons. The coding region runs from base 226 to 735 and encodes 169 amino acids. The record is from RefSeq and is a predicted model, not a curated record.
UUAUGUAUUCUCAUUAAUUUCAAAUAUUCGACUAUAUAUACACAGUUCAAUUCUAAUUGGCUUAGAAAUUAUCAACAUAAUUCUUAAUUAAUCUAAACGGUACUAUUACGAAGUGAAUCACAGCAUUCCAUUAAGGCAAAAAUUUUUAAGAAAUCUGUAGUAAAACGUUUAAACAUUUUAGAAACAAGAAAUAAAAAGUACACUCGUAUCCCUGCGCAGGGGAUCAUGAAAAAGAAUCGAGUGAGACAUAUUCAAAAGAAUUUGAACCGAAAAAAUAAUUUGGGAAAUAUAAAUAUAUCAAAAAACCAAGAAGAAAAUCAUGCAUCAAAUGAAAUUAAUGAACAUGUAGAAAGCUUUCCUAACACUAUAAAUAAUCGAAUGGCCGAGGAAUCAAGAAGUCAAAACAAUCGUACAGUCCGUCUCAAUGCCGCAUCGUUAGAGACUUUACCAGGUCAAAAUAAACUCUCAGACUUAAAAAGAAAAAAGUCUGAGACAUUAUGCAUCAAGAUGUUUUACAUAAAUCCAUUUUAUUGUUUUGGACACCACCUCUUAAAAAGUCUGAAACAUUGGAGGAUCAAAAAUCUAAAGCAAGAAAAAUGUUUAACAAUCCUACUCAUCAUAAUCAAAUGGCUGAUGAUAAUGACGCGGUUACUCAAAACGACCAUCGUUAUAAAGUACAGCAAGUAUAUGAUGAUAACACGAAUACUUUUCUGCAGUGGAUUAAGAGAAAAAUAAGUAUGGCGAGUGGGGACUGUUAUAAUACUAAUUCCAUGACAGCAUAUCUCAAUUUCAUAUUUAUUAUUUCUAUAUUACAUGGUUUGUACGGUGGCUGCGUCGGUUAUAAUUCAGACUUUAACGCUCGGCAUACGAAGUUCAAACCCCGCCCGUUAAAAUGACUUUUUAUUUAUUUUUUCUUAAUUAUUUAUGAGUUAGAAUACAAUUUUCAACUCAUUUGAUUUUUAUCUCAUUUAGAUUCAAUAUUUUCAAUAAAUAUCAAGGAUCUCAUCACUGUAGACUCCCCUCGUGAGAAGAAAUUUCUUAUUCAUGUUACUAUAAUUUUACUAUGUGGUUUAUUUUUGUCACUACGAUUUAUUUUCCCAGCCCUAACUUGACCUACUUUUUUCAAUGAUACGUCAAAAAUUAUUACAAUUCAUAUUUAG